AUGAAUGGAUUUCAACCCGAUCACAACAAACUACAAACUAUCCAACAAAUUGUUGAAGCUUCUUUAAAUUGUCAAAGACAAAAUGAGGUAUUACAAUUGUUAGAUGUUGUUUAUCAUUAUGAAGACUAUGCAAUCUACUUACAAUAUUUAUUGUUAAAUACAACAAACGAAGUAUAUUUAACAAUUAUAUUAUCAUUACUCAGACAAGCAAUUAAAGAUGGACGUACCGUAGAUUAUAUUGAAACAAUUCAAAUAAUUUUUAAAUUAAUAAGAGAUGAGAAACAAUAUAUAAUGAAAGGGGGAUGUUCUAUUUUAACAUUAUGUUUUUGUAAAAGUCCAUUAACUAGUCAAAUGAUUAUUCAAUUCAUUGGUUCUUCAUUACAAUCAACACAAGCAUUCUUAGUACAAUUUGGAAUAGAACUUCUUGACACUAUUAUUACAGACCAUUUUGAGAGUUUAGAUAAAUCAUUUUAUCCAACAAUUGAAAAACUUAUGGAAAUGGUUCUUCAUUAUUUUCCUUCAAUUCCAAUUAAUUUAAAAUCAAAAGUAUUAAACACAUUUACAGAGCUCAUUCUUUUUGAAGCACCAUUUUUAUCUAAUGCAUUAGAAUUAUUAAUGAGAACAUUUUGUACAGAGAUUUAUGAUGACAAGGAAUAUAGAAUUAAUCUAUGUUCAUUUUUAGUUUCUAUUCCUCAAAUUUAUAUUGAAGAAAUACCACAUUAUAUGAAACAAAUACAAACAGUUGUUCAAAUAUUAUUAAAUGAUAAAUAUGAAGCUGUUUUUAUUGAAUGUACUGAAGUUAUUAUUUCAUUAUCAUCAGAAUUUGCAGAAGAAACACUUCCUUUCUUAAUUCAAUUUAUUCCACUAUUCUUUGAACGAUGUUUAUUAACAGAAGAACUUAUUUAUAAAAUCAAUGAAGAAGAUCAAACAAGACAAAAAGAACAAGUUAUGAUUCGUGAUGAUGAACAAUAUGAUUAUGAUACAUCUGUUCGUAGUUCAGUAUUUAAUUUAUUUGAAUUAAUUAAUAAUUCAUUUGAUUCAAAUACUGUUGGAACAUAUAUUAAUGCAUGGUGUCAUUGUUAUGAACAAAGACAACAAGUUCAAAAUGAUUGGAGAAAUAUAGAAGUACUAAUUAGAAUUCUCAAUGUUUCAGUACCAUGUUAUCAUGAAAAUGAUUUAUUUGAUAGAUUUGGGAGAUUUUGUAUAAUUCCAAUACAAAAUAUUAUGAAUGAAAAUACAUAUAUUAAAAGAAUUGCUAUUGAAUUUAUUGGGAAUGUACCAACAUUAGUUAUUGGAACAUCACCAGAAAUUAAGAAUUCAUUAUAUAAUUAUUUAUUAAAACUUAUUGGAGAUAAUAAUUAUACAAUUUCAUGUAUUUCUAUUCAAACAUUAAAUAAUUUGAUUAAUGGUGGAUUAUUUAAAGAUAAAUUAAAUCAACUUUUUAUUUUAAUUGUUCCUACAAUUAAAAAUUUAAAAGGUCAACCAUUAUUAAAUGUUUGUGAUUUACUUAGUUCAGUCAUAGAAACACUAGGUACUAAUUUAACUAAUGAAAUGGAAAAUAGUAUUCAAAAUGAAUUAAUACAAUGUAUUUAUCUAAAUAAUAGAAAUGAAGAUGUUAUAGAUAUUUGUUUGACUACAUUAUUUAGUAAUAUUACGUUAUUUCAUUCUAUUUCAAAUGAUAUGAUAAAUACAUUAAUUACUAUCUCAUUUCAAUGUAUAACAACGUUCAUAGAAUCUGCUGAUAUUGUUAGUUCAUGUUUAAGAGUAUUUGAAUGUUUAUAUAAGAAAAGUACAUCAUAUAUGAUUUCUUUUAUUAAUUCUCAUCAAAAUGAAAUGUUUAAAAUAUUUGAAGUUACUCUUCCACAAUUACAUAAAACUAUUAUUCAAGAUUCAUAUGGAUUAUUAGGAGAUAUUAUGAGUGGAUGUUCUUCUUUUAUAAUUCAACAUUUAAAUUUCUUUAUGGAAAAUAUUAAUACAAUGAUUUCAACAUUUCAUGAUGACUCUGUUACAUCAGUUAUUUGGGCUAUGAUUCAAGCAUUAACAUAUCUUCCUCAAAACAUAACUCUUUAUAUUCCUUCAUUUGCAAAAAAAUCAUUCCAUCUUUUUACAGAUUCAUCAGAGGUAGUUAUUAAAAAUAUGUAUGCUUUUGUAUCUAAAACAAUCCCAAUUGACCAAACAUUAUAUAUCCCUUAUUUACAAUUAUUGACAGGUCAAACAUUUAAAACAAUUUUAUUAAUAAAACAACCAUUAUACAUUAUUGAAACAUUAACAAAUUUUGGUCAUUUAAUUAUUGAGAAUAAUGUUGUAUGUAAAUGUAAUAAUCAAAUUAUUAAAGACGUUUAUUUUAAGGCAUCUCAAAUGAUACCAUCAUUGGUAGAAAUAGCUCAUAAAGUUAUUGCUACUUUAGAAAUAUAUUAA
This is a messenger RNA of Entamoeba nuttalli P19, 2418 nucleotides long. RefSeq lists its product as hypothetical. The transcript has a single exon. Bases 1 to 2418 code for a protein of 805 amino acids. The record is from RefSeq and is a predicted model, not a curated record. Lineage: Eukaryota; Evosea; Mastigamoebida; Endamoebidae.